UAAUAAAAGAAACAAACAAAAGAAGCGGACACAGUACACACGACGUAAUACAUCCCACUUCCACUCACUUCCCAUUAUCUUCUUCUUCUUCAAAAUCUCAAAGCUAUAUUCUCGCCAUAGAUGGACCAGUCAUGAACGCUAAGCCACCACCACGUUCACCAUCUUCACCCUUAAACCCUCUAUCAACAUUACCAUCUUCUUCAUCUUCUGCUUCCAACCCAUUCCCCUUAGCUCACUGGGCAUCUCCCCCAACCCUCAUAACCACUCCUUCCUCUAAUCAUAUUCGUUCUUCUCGGGUUCAAGUCGCCGCCGGCCAAGCUAAACCCAUAGACAUCUUUCUCGCCUCCGCCUCUGCCUCCACCGAACCAGCUCGGUCCCAAGACCAAACUCUUCUAUUGCUUCUCCGUCAGCGGAAGACAGAGGACGCCUGGGUUGCAUACAACGAGUCCCCUCAUCUCCCCAGUUCCACUUGUCUAAGCCGUUUGGUCUCUCAGCUAUCGUACCAAAACACCAGCACCGGCCUCACGCGCGCCCAGUCCAUCAUCACGCGCCUCCGUCAAGAGCGGCAGCUCCACCGUCUCGAUGCUAAUUCUCUUGGGCUUCUGGCAUCAGCGGCUGCCAAGGCUGGACACACCCGCUAUGCCACCUCGCUCAUCAAGUCCAUGCUUCGCUCCGGCUAUCUCCCCCAUGUAAAAUCUUGGAGCGCAGUCGUCAGCCGUCUUGCCAAUUCCGGCGACGACGGACCCGUUGAAGCAUUGAAGCUCUUCCGGUCGGUGACCCGCCGUGUUCGGCAGUUCUCCGACGCUGACUUGGUUGCUGAUUCGAAGCCGGAUACUGGUGCUUUCAAUGCUGUUCUUAACGCUUGUGCUAAUCUGGGGGACACUAAGAUGUUCCUCCAACUGUUCGAUGAAAUGCCUGAGCACAAUGCCGAGCCCGAUGUACUGAGUUAUAAUGUUAUGAUUAAGCUUUGCGCCAGAGUUGGUAGGAAAGACCUUCUGGUCUUUGUGCUGGAGAGAAUUCUAGAGAAGAAAAUCCCUUUGUGUAUGACUACAUUACAUUCUCUUGUUGCUGCUUAUGUUGGUUUUGAUGAUUUAGAAACUGCCGAGAGAAUUGUUCAAGCAAUGAGGGAAGGAAGGAGAGACCUUUGCAAGAUUUUAAGGGAGACAAGUGUAGAGAAUCCCAACAGAAAUGGGCAACAUGUGUUUGAGAAGUUGCUUCCGAAUUGUGUGACAGCAAGUGAUUCUGAGCCACCGUUACUGUCAAAACUAUAUGCUCCUAACACUAGAAUGUAUACAACUCUUAUGAAAGGUUAUAUGAAAGUAGGCCGGAUUAUGGAUACGGUUAGAAUGAUUGAAGCAAUGAGACAUGAAGAUGACACUGCUAGCCAUCCUGACCAUGUGACAUACACUACUCUCGUAUCUGCGUUUGUGAAUUCAGGGUCAAUGGACCGUGCUCGUCAAGUUCUGGCUGAGAUGACGAGAAUAGGUGUGCCUGCGAACAGGAUUACGUACAAUAUUCUUCUCAAGGGUUACUGCAAGCAAUUGCAGAUUGAUCAAGCAAAGGAGUUGCUUAAGGAUAUGGCUGAAGAGGCAGGGAUUGAGCCUGAUGUGGUUUCUUAUAACAUCUUGGUUGAUGGGUGUAUUCUGGUUGAUGACAGUGCUGGGGCACUUGUGUUUUUUAAUGAAAUGAGGGCAAAAGGAAUUGCCCCUACCAAGAUCAGCUACACCACUUUGAUGAAAGCUUUUGCCUUGUCGGGUCAGCCAAAGCUAGCUCACAAGGUGUUUGAUGAAAUGCUCAAUGACCCUCGAGUGAAAGUAGAUAUUAUUGCCUGGAAUAUGUUGGUUGAAGGGUAUUGUAGACUUGGGAUGAUUGAAGAAGCUAAGAAGCUAAUUGAGAGAAUGAAAGAAGAUGGUUUUCACCCCAAUGUAGCAACUUAUGGUAGUCUAGCUAAUGGGAUAGCAUUAGCUAGAAAACCAGGAGAUGCACUGUUACUUUGGAAUGAAGUGAAGGAGAGGCUUAAAGUGAAGGAAGGGGAUAAUCCAGAUCCCUCGUCGUUGUCUCCUUCUCCACCACAGCUGAAACCGGAUGAAGGGCUGUUGGAUACACUGGCUGAUAUAUGUGUUAGAGCUGCUUUCUUCAAGAAAGCUCUUGAGAUUGUGGCUUGCAUGGAAGAGAAUGGUAUACCUCCAAAUAAGACCAAAUACACUCGAAUUUACGUGGAGAUGCAUUCUAGGAUGUUUACAAGUAAGCAUGCCUCACAAGCCAGGCAAGAUAGGAGGAGGGAGAGGAAGAGAGCUGCUGAGGCUUUCAAGUUCUGGUUGGGUUUGCCUAACUCUUAUUAUGGGAGUGAAUGGAGAUUAGAAGCUAUAGAUGGAAAUCAGGGCUUUUCUGAUUAGGUAUUAACCUAAACCAUUUACUCUCUCUGCCAUUGUAUACUACACUUCUACUCUAUAUUGUAAGAAAAGGAGGACUAAAGUUAUUGUAUAUUCUCAAUACUAGAAACUUUGCUUCUUUAAAUUGGUUUGAUUAUGUAAAUGAGAUACAACUCUGUUUUCUAA
This is a messenger RNA of Cannabis sativa, 2558 nucleotides long. Its product is annotated as pentatricopeptide repeat-containing protein At3g09650, chloroplastic. The transcript has a single exon. The record is from RefSeq and is a predicted model, not a curated record. NCBI's taxonomy places the organism in Eukaryota, Viridiplantae, Streptophyta, Magnoliopsida, Rosales, Cannabaceae. The coding region runs from base 132 to 2396 and encodes 754 amino acids. Gene Ontology annotation, molecular function: protein binding.